AUGAUUGCCCGGUCGCCCGGACAGGUUCGAGACAUUCUCGACCAGCUUUCUGCCGACGGAAGCCACGCCACUCGAACGAUUCUGGAACUUGCGGAAAUCGCCUCGUCCGAAGGCAUUUCUCGCGACAACUUCAACUCACUACUCGAUCUUGUUUUCGACCACACACUUGGCGCCACACAGCGGCUCAAUUUGAUUCGGUCAUGUCUUGUGCCGAAACAGGACUUUUUGCUUGAUCCCAGUUUGAUAAACCGCAUUGUCAGCGCGGUCGGCACGCCAGAAAUAUACUACAAAAACGGAAAACAACACAAGCUGAAGCGUUUACCCAUAGCAAGCCAGCAGGCACUUCUCGAGUGGUUGAUAUGUGCAUUGCAUCUAUUUGGAACGGCGGUGUUCCGCCGUUUACAAUUGCGCCGCUCGCUCCCUCUUUUGUUCGGUCUCUUGCUGUACGAGUUUCUGAGACCGUAUCUUUCUGUUUUGAUCGUUGUGGCUGUCCACGAGACUGAGCCCUUUGUUGGGAGCAAGCACAGCCCGAUCCGUCUGUGGCAUGUGCACCUUGUGGCUGAUUUGGCCGACAAGUUUCCCUUUGACUCGUCACUUCAGAUGCUCCUAGCCUUUUUCCGCAAGCAUAUUCCAGGUUUAGAUUAUGCCACGCUUUUCAAAGACCGGCAACUCGUCAGACUCGAGCAGAACUUCGAUAUGCUAAACUACCCGAACCCUGACAUCAGGCGGUUGCUUGAGUGGAAACCAGACGAGGACAAUCUUGUAUCGGCCCAAAUGAAACAGGUCGAACUACACUUGAAACGGGUCUUUGCCCGUUUUGAGCAGCAAUCAGCGAAAAAGAAGAAAGUUGGGCUGGAGCCUGACAACUUCGACGCUCUCGAGUGGUCAUCCUCUUCUGUUUCAAUCGCCACUGUCGAUUCUCUUCGCAGUUUGGUUUCUAAUUUCGAAAACAUCACAAUGUCCAAUAUCACAUCUGUUUUGAGUGUCUCUUCUCUCCCUAACGAGCACUUGCGAUGCAUGUUUUUGGCUCUACUGUUAAUAGACCAAGAAAGCGACAAUCACAGAAUCAAAAAGCUCGAAUAUGCCAUCAAGUACCAUGUGUUGAGCGACAAGCCGCAAAAAUCACAUUUGGCGCUAUCACAACUCGCCAAUUUUUCUCACUAUGGGGGUCUCAAAUCACUACUGGCACCUCUUUUGGAGUACUCAAGUCACAUAGCGCAAUCUCCCAACGAAUAUGUUGUUUCAGUUCAAAUCCAACUUCUUGAACUUCUUCCGCCUACAAAAAACAUAAUCGACGCUUUCAGCAGUACAAUUACUAACCUUGAUGCUGUGCAAGAAAGCGUCAGUAAAUCCAAGGCUUCUCUAUUGGCAAGACAGUUUUUCAUCAAACUUGCCCGCUGCAUUUUCAAAUGGAAUGUACUUUAUAGCACACUGGACUUGUGUUCGGAAUUUCCCGUCAUGGUGGUCGAUAUCCUCUCGCAAGUUUUUGCAUUCGUUCAAAAAAGAUGGAUGCUGUUUCAGCUUGGGGCCCAGUUUGCUUUUCUAGAUAUUUUUACUGCACUCAAAUCUGUUGAUGCUGAGGACAUCAGAACAUGGCAGAAAGCUAGUGCUCUCAUACCUCCUCCGGUAUUAAUGUAUCAACUUCUUGUCUCAACAAACCCUUACGUGUUGUCUGAAUCUCUUGGCUACCUAGCUUUCUUAAAGAAAGUUACAUUCGAAGAUGAAUCUGCCUUACAGCUCCGAAACUCCUAUGUUGUCGAUGCAAUCAAUUUUCUCUGGAAAGAAGCAGCCUUUAAUAAAGAAGCCGAAACGUUGAACUGGGGGAUGAUGCUUGACAGCGGCUUUAUCGAAAAGAUCAGUGCCCACAACUACUUUGGUUACUCGGACCAAAUUCGACUUCGCACCGUUGGUGGCUUGGUGCAAAACCCUAGUUUGGCUUACAUGUGCGCAGAGCUAGUUUGGAUGCUAGAAGAUCAACAACAGGAUAUCAACAUCCGGCACCCGGGCCCCUUGGCCGAAGAAACAGUGAAACAGCUUCAUCAAGACGAAGAAGUCACGUGGCUUCCACUCAGUUAUCAUGAUAUUCGAGUGACGCUUCUCAACAAUCUUGACCGGCGCGGAUUCCACGGCAUGUGCGAUUUACUUUUCUCGCUGUUGAAGCUGUUGGCGGGGCGGAGAGGACGCUAA
Molecule: messenger RNA, 2187 nt
Organism: Clavispora lusitaniae ATCC 42720
Lineage: Eukaryota; Fungi; Ascomycota; Pichiomycetes; Serinales; Metschnikowiaceae
Source: RefSeq, a predicted model, not a curated record